GUACCCAUUACUAAUCGAACUAAUUUAAUAAUAAAUAUACCUUCCAUUUGUUAUAUAGUAUUCAGCGAAUCUAUUAGGUAUACCCUUUACGUCUACCAGUAACGGGUGUAAUCACGAUAUAUUCAUUAAAGCGUGACAAACCUAAACACUUUGGAUUCAAUUCAAUGAGCUGUUUACUGUUGGCCAACAAUGAGGCUAGAAACAAAUGGUAUCAGACUGUGGUCAUAUGUGGUCAUUAAUUUGCUACUCAGUGAUUCAAACGCUCUGUUCAAGUUUAAAAAUGUUAAGUGCACAUGCUACGAAAAGUCCUUUUGCGAACUUAAACGUUGUGAACUGAAGGUCCUGGGACGCGGCAUUGUGGGCUUGAAUCUGCAUGCCCAGGUUAAUAAGCUGCCCAUUAAGUCUACGACGUGCGUACUAACCCUGUUCCGAAGAUUCAGUGGCUACAGGCCGUUCCUCUUUAAUGUCACCGUGGAUGUUUGCCAUUUUCUUAAACACCGAAAACGCUAUCCGUUUGCCGACUUAGUUUACGAUGGAAUAAAAAGCUUUAGCAAUUUAAAUCAUACCUGCCCCUUCAAUCAUGACAUAAUAGUACACCAAAUGGUUCUGAAUGAUGACAUGAUAUCCAAAGCUCCCGUGCCAAAUGGUUUUUAUAAACUCAGGUUCAUCGUGAAAACAGAUGGCGUUUGGAGGGGCGAAGUUGAGGUCCAUGCUGAGGUUAAUCUGGGAAUCGAUCGCUGAGGAACUAGAUUUAUCCGUUUUAGCAUUAUCUGCUAAGUGAGUAGAUAAGAUCUAUUUAUUUACGUUUGUUAUUCGCAUUCAAUGAAGCUGAAAACUGAUUCUACACUUAAAAAAAAGUACAUAAG
Drosophila simulans is the source of this 866-nucleotide messenger RNA. RefSeq lists its product as uncharacterized. The record is from RefSeq and is a predicted model, not a curated record. Lineage: Eukaryota; Metazoa; Arthropoda; Insecta; Diptera; Drosophilidae. The transcript is spliced from 3 exons. The coding region runs from base 190 to 741 and encodes 183 amino acids.